UUGUGGCGAUGCUGUGGCCGCGGCUGGCGGCGGCUGAGUGGGCGGCGCUGGCCUGGGAGUUGCUGGGCGCCUCGGUGCUGCUGAUCGCGGUGCGCUGGCUGGUGCGGCGGUUGGACAGGCGGCCGCGGGGCCUGGGUCAGAGCGGUCCACCCGACCCGUCGCCCCGCGCGGCUGCGGGCCCAGCCCCCGAUACAGGUGAAAUGACAAUGGAUACCAUCUUGGCACGAUUGAAGCUCCUGAAUCCAGAUGAGCUUAGAGAAGAGAUUGUCAAAGCUGGAUUGAAAUGUGGACCCAUUACAUCAACAACAAGGUUCAUUUUUGAGAAAAAACUGGCUCAGGCUUUGUUAGAGCAUGGUACACUGCCUUCACACCUGCCCAACCCUGGUGGCGCAGAUGCCCCAUCCCUGGGCCAGGACACACAAAGGAUUGUGAAGUCUGAAGUAGGGAGCCCAGCUGAGCAGCUCAGCUUUUCUGAAGACAGAGACUUUGGUUAUAGUGUGGGCUUGAAUCCUCCGGAGGAAGACGCCGUGACAUCUAAGACCUGUUCAGUGCUCUUCAGUGCCUCAGGCGGCGUCAACAGCCAGAAAGCCAUGCUGAGGGCCUCUGCAGAGGUGCCCCUCUACUAUGGGGUGUGCCCGGCCUUCGAGGACACCCCAGCAAGAAAUGAGAGGAUUCACGUUUAUGAAGAUAGAAAGGAAGCCUUACAAGCUGUCAAGAUGAACAAAGGAUCCCGAUUUAAAGCUUUUACAAACAGAGAAGAUGCUGAGAAAUUUGCCAGAGGAAGCUGUGAUUAUUUCCCUUCUCCAAGCAAAACCUCUUUACCACUUUCUCCUGUGAAAACAGCACCACUCUUCAGCAAUGACGGGUUGUACUUGUCUGAGUCAGAAACAGCAAGCAAAGAGCGAGCAAACAGCUAUAAAAAUCCGCGCACACAGGACCUCACUGCCAAACUUCGGAAAGCUGUGGAGAAGGGAGAUGAAGACACCUUUUCUGACCUCAUCUGGAGUAAUCCCCGGUAUCUGAUUGGUUCGGGGGACAACCCAACCAUCGUACAGGAAGGGUGUCGAUACAAUGUCAUGCAUGUGGCUGCCAAAGAGAACCAGGCUGCUGUGUGCCAGCUUACCCUGGAGACGCUGGAGAACCCUGAGUUCAUGCGGCUCAUGUACCCAGAUGACGAGCCGCACAUGCUGGAGAAGCGCAUUUGCUACGUGGUGGACCUGUACCUCAACACACCGGACCGAGUGGGCUACGACACACCAUUGCAUUUUGCUUGUAAGUUUGGAAAUGUAGAUGUGGUCAAUGUGCUUUCUUCACACCCUUUGAUUGUAAAAAACCCGAGGAAUAAAUAUGAUAAAACACCUGAAGAUGUUAUUUGUGAAAGAAGCAAAAACAAAUCUGUGGAACUGAAGGAGCGGAUUCGAGACUACUUAAAGGGUCACUACUAUGUGCCCCUCCUGAGGGCAGAGGACAUGUCUUCUCCUGUGAUCGGGGAGCUGUGGUCUUCCGACCAGACAGGCGAGGUCUCUCACGUUGGCCACACUCGAGGCUUCUCCAAAGACCCUGUUCUAACCCUUCGCGCCUUCGCAGGGCCCCUGAGUCCAUCCAAGGCAGAAGAUUUUCGCCGACUCUGGAAAACCCCGCCUCGAGAGAAAGCGGGCUUCUUCCACAGUGUCAGGAAAUCUGAUCCAGAAAGAGGCAUUGAGAGAGUGGGAAGGGAGCUGGCUCAUGAACUGGGGUAUCCCUGGGUCGAAUACUGGGACUUUCUGGGCUGUUUUGUUGAUCUGUCUUCCCAGGCAGGCCUGCAAAAGUUAGAAGAAUACCUUACUCAGCAGGAGGUAGGCAAAAAGCACCUACAAGACAUGGGAGAAAAUGCAGUGUGUCUCCAGGAGGACACCUCAGCCCUAGGCCGUCAGAGGAAGUGCAGCAAUUCCAUCUCUGUGAGGGCGUUUCUAGAUGAAGAUGAUGACAUGAGCUUGGAAGAGAUAAAAAACCGGCAAAACACAGCUCGAAACAACACCCCACCCAGGGCAGCUGCUUUUGGAGACUUGGGGUGUGACAUCCUCCCCUUGGAGCAGACAGAACUUAUCGAAGCCUCAGCCCCGACCAGCCCCCACAGCAGCAGAAAUGGGUUUUGCAGCCCUCUGAGGGAUGGCAAGACCCUGAGUGGGAAGAGGCCCAAGGCCCAGAGUGGGGAGGAAGACCUCCUGUCACCCGUCUCUGGCUUGACUGUUGAGUUUGAUAAAUUGAAUUUGCAGAAUCUAGAAAGUAGCUUUUCUAAGACACCAAAUCAGAGAGUGAAAACUAGAGAUAAGAAGAUCCUGACGUCAAGAGUGAAUGCAGGAGGAAGUGACGUGUUAGAAUCUCUUGGUGCUGAUAGACUUGCAAAUAACCAGGGAAGGACAGAAAAUGAGAUGUCUGCUGGAAUUGCUAACAUGUGCCUGAAUCCGGACAGUUCCGUGCAUGAGCCCCGCUAUGGCAAUGGCUCGGAGCCCUCGGAGGUUCUUGCCUCAAAGGAGCCUGUCCAGAGGCUCUUCCUUUUUGGAGAAGAGCCGUCAAAACUGGAUCGGGAUGUUCUGGCAGCCCUGGAGUGCACGGAUGUGGACCCUCGCCAGUACCCAGCCAUACACAGGUGGAGGAGCACUGUCCUUUGCUACUCGCCUUCGGACAGACAGAGCUGGUCCAGCCCCUCACUGAAAGGGAAGUUGAAGUCUCAGCUCCUGGACGUCAGUGGCCCUCCUAGCGGCAGCCCGGGGAGAAACAGCCCUGCAGGUGGCAGCCCUGGGAAGCCUGGCUCCACACCUCACGCCUCCGGCCUGGGCAGCCCCGGGCGCGGCAGCCCCGGGCGCUACAGCCCCGCCAAUGGGGGCCACCUCCGCCGGAUGGCGCGCCUGGCCCAGCUUGCCACCUUGUAGGGCGCAUGCACACUGCUGGGGUUCUUGGUUUGUUCUUCGUUGUUUUGUUUGUUUUUUAAGAAAAGUACUGUGUUUGUUGCUGAAAUUUCACAUGCCAAAACAAUAUUCUGAUUAAUUUAUCAGUCCUUAUUUAGAGAGUAAAAUAAUUUUAGAAAUUGCAAAUAUUCUGUAUAAAAUUUAGCUUUCUGUUAUUUGGAGAGAAGGUGAAAACAAACUCCUGCAGAUUUUCUGAAAACCCUCAGUGUGGUUACAAACAGGCUCUGUUAGCUGCCCCAGGUGCACAUGUAACAGAAGAGGGCGCCAGAGAGGCCUGGGUGCCCCCUCCUCCCUUGACAGUGCUGCGCUCCCUUCUGCUCUUUUCUUGAAACGGGUGAAGUUUGUGCCUCUGCCUUUUCUGGGGAGGGUCUUUGACUUUCUAGUUCAUGACAGAAAAUCCUCUCUGCUUUGCCGGUCAACCAUUGAGUAGACACUGACGAGGUGGGCAUCCAGGAGUAAAGGAGCCUUGCACGUGUCGGGACAGUUGCAACGACACUUAUAGCUGGGAGUCACUGAAGACAUUUCAGUGAGUGACCAGAAGAUGAAACUAGCUUUUUUCUAGAUGAAAAAUGGUAGUCGCUGGGAGUCAUGUGAAUAGUCUCACACAGGACUCACUCACCAGCGGUCGUUGGAGGGUGUUUCCUUUCUCACCAGCACUUGGCCUUUCACAGUGCACCUUAUGUAGCUGCCAGUGCAGUAACCUGAAUGUUGUUCCCUGGUUUUGAGGUGCACUGCAUAUUUUAGAAUGCAUUUCAGUUGGACUUGCUUUAUGAAAGUGCAUCACGUUUUAGUAGAGACAAAAGGUUUGCUUUGGAGGAAAUAUCUGAUCCCAGUUCUGUCCUUUCAGUGUGGUUUGUCUUCCCUCCCCCUGGGCCAUACCUGCUGGAGGAUUUGCACACACAGAGCUCUGCAUCCCGGAGGGCUAGGACAUAGCAGCCGAGCUGAGAGCUGUUUCUCCCGUGUUACCGGUGACCACUAACAGCAGGGUUCUGGGGGCAUUGUCAGUGUUUGAUCAAAAGUGAAAACUACCAAUGCGUCUGCUGUCCAGUGCCUUUUGUAAAUCAUUUUUGAUUCUUCUGAACGUACUCUUUGAGACUGUACAGUGAUAGGAGGUAGACAUAAGUGAGAGUCUUUUUUAUUUGUAAAGAUUCUGAAUUGAAACAUGUUAAAAAAAAAGCUUAUUUCUUUCACACAAUAAGAGAUAGGUCAGGAAUAUCGGACCUGAGAUAAAGGUUUUAAAAUUCAAAAGGUUGUUACACAGGGUGUUCUCACUUGUGUAGUAGACAACCUAGACAUAAGAGAAAAAUACGUUCUGUCCUACAAACCAAAUGGCGUGUUUAAAAGACAUCUCUAGUCUCAAAGAAACCAGAACACAGAUGUAGUCAUAGUGAUGAUCUAUUUUCUCUAAAAUUUGACCAUGCCAUCUUGUAUAGUUAUAAGUAUUCAGAUGGAAAUUAAAGUAGGGAUGUGCCCUAACUUUGCAGACUGCUGUUCCUGUUUUCUCAAGUUUAGACCUUUAUUUCUCCAUUUGUUUAUAUAAGUUGGCCCUGGUUCCACUAAAUGCAUUAUCAUGUGUCCCGUGGUGAUUUUACAUCUUUUUAAAACUACUUAAUGGAAUAAAUUAUUUUUA
Budorcas taxicolor (takin) is the source of this 4578-nucleotide messenger RNA. It is a transcript of the gene ANKLE2, whose product is annotated as ankyrin repeat and LEM domain containing 2. Gene Ontology annotation, biological process: negative regulation of phosphorylation. Gene Ontology annotation, molecular function: protein phosphatase 2A binding. Gene Ontology annotation, cellular component: endoplasmic reticulum. The record is from RefSeq and is a predicted model, not a curated record. Lineage: Eukaryota; Metazoa; Chordata; Mammalia; Artiodactyla; Bovidae. The transcript is spliced from 13 exons. Bases 9 to 2912 code for a protein of 967 amino acids.